AUGGGUGACCGUGUCGUAUUUCUCCUCGCGCGGUCGCUUGGCUCCGAGGCCAUUGUCACCGUCACCUCUGGUGCACGCUACCGCGGCGUGUUGACUUCCGCAACGCUCGAGGAAAACUUGCACGUUGUGUUGAGCUACCCUGAGUUGUACGCAACCGCUCCGGGCGAGGAAGCUUUGGACGCGGAUCUCCCAAAGACGUUGAUCAUCCCAAACAGUGAGUUGCUCGACGUAGAGUUGCUCGAUGUGGACUUGGCUCCGAAGCCAGAGGCUGCGUCUGUACCAGAAGCCGUGCCUGCGCCAGAAACUGCACCAGAGACCAGGGGCUUCAGAACCGACACGGACAUAUCUGGAAAACAAACCUUCAAGGAGCGUGAUCUCCAGAGAUGGAUACCGGACGAAGGCACCUUGGACUGGGCGUUGGAGGACGACAGCACUGGCACAUGGGACCAGUUUGCGGUCAAUGAAAAGAAGUUUGGAGUAGAAUCCACCUAUGAUGAGCAUUUAUACACCACGCGGAUCAAGACGGAUGCGCCGGAUUACCACCAACGCUUGAGAAAGGCUGAGCAGAUGGCCAGGGAGAUCGAAGGGCAGGGCUACAAUGGCAACAUCCACUUGGCCGAGGAGAGAGGCUUGAUCGUGGACGACAGCGGGGUGGAUGAAGAGGAUAAGUACUCUGGGGUUGACCGCCGCGGUGACGAAUUAAUGGCCGCCUUGAAGUUUUCCAAGAGUACGUCGCCGGCUGAACGAGCUCCGGGCAAGUACGUUCCACCAAGGCAGCGGGCGGCCGAGAUCCACAACGAUCCAGCAAUCAUCUUGUCUUCCGGAAAGCCGGCUUCCGGGAAUUCUGGGAAGAGCUUGUCUGAGUUUAAGGCUGCGGGGACCCCUUCGGCAUUGCCUGGGUUCAAGAUUGCGGGAAAUCGUCCAUCGUCCGUUCCACAGAAACCAAUGGAGACGGAGACCAAACCAAGCGAAUCCACGCGUUUGAACGUGCAGUCGGAAAUCAACUCCCUCAAGGAGUUCUCUGCCACGUUCAAGGUCCCGCAGAAGUUCCCAGAAGACUUGUUGCCGAUCUUGGCCAAGGACAAGGCCAAACAAGACGAGAUUAUCCGCAAGCAGACUGACAAGCCUGCGGCUUCUACUGCGUCCGAAGACUCGGUUCCUGUCACAUCGGCUCCUAUCACUUCGGCUGCCACGUCCGCAAUUUCUUCCAAGUCUCUGGCCAAGACCAAGACCAAGAUGGACCCUAAGGCCCCUGCUUUCAAGCUCAACCCUGCGCUGGUCUCUUUCACUCCCUCACAGCCUGCUGUCUUCAAGUCGCCAGUACUGAUGGGCACCCGUUACAAACGCUACGGAAACGUCACCCCUGCCUCCUUCUUCGGGAAGAGGGUUCCCACCGAACACCCGGGAAAGAACAUUGCGGAAGAUUUCAACUUGUUUGAAGUCGCCAAAAAGGCACAGAAGGACGGAAAGCCUCUGUUCAUUGAGCGAGCAUAUAUGACCCCGCCAACGUGGAACUUCACCGUGGACAAACCGUAUACAGCGGUGCUUCCAAAGGCAGAUAGGUCAAUGGGUAACUACAUGUCAGGGGCGCCAAUGAUGCCAAUGAUGCCGAUGAUGCAAAUGCCGUAUGAUAGCGCUGCCUUUGGCAUGCCUCCGGGCGGGUACAUCCCCGCGAUGGGCUACCCAAGUGGUGGGUACAUGCCUCCGCCGACCCCCGUGUACCCGCCGGGCGCCCGUGGCUUUAAUGCCCCGAUGUCACCGGGCUACGCUCCGCGCCCCCCGUAUCCGAACCAGUUUGGGAGCUAUCCAAGAUCGCCGCAACCUAACUACUCGAAGUUCAGCUAG
Messenger RNA from Babjeviella inositovora NRRL Y-12698, 1845 nucleotides. RefSeq lists its product as uncharacterized. Gene Ontology annotation, biological process: cytoplasmic stress granule assembly. Lineage: Eukaryota; Fungi; Ascomycota; Pichiomycetes; Serinales. Gene Ontology annotation, cellular component: cytoplasmic stress granule. The record is from RefSeq and is a predicted model, not a curated record. The coding region runs from base 1 to 1845 and encodes 614 amino acids. The transcript has 2 exons. Gene Ontology annotation, molecular function: RNA binding.